Molecule: messenger RNA, 309 nt
Organism: Bacidia gigantensis
Lineage: Eukaryota; Fungi; Ascomycota; Lecanoromycetes; Lecanorales; Ramalinaceae
Exons: 3
Coding region: 1-309 (102 amino acids)
Biological process (GO): intra-Golgi vesicle-mediated transport
Source: RefSeq, a predicted model, not a curated record
AUGUCUAGUGCAUAUGACAGAGAAUCGCAGAACAACUCGCGCCUAGACGAACUCUCCUCCAAAGUCUCCGCGCUACGAGGCGUGACAAUCAACAUCUACGACAAUGCACGAAGUCAGGAUGUCAUCGAUAGUAGUUCGGAAGUUUUCUCCUCCAUGUCCGGUAGCAUCAAAGGCUCCGCCCAACGCCUCGGCCGCAUGGCACAAAGUGGAAACAAGGUUGCUAUCUUCAAAUUGGCUGGCAUAAUUGUAGCUGUGGUUGUGGUGCUCUGGUGGAUUCUUCACUUGGCUUUUGGCUCACGAGCUUCGUGA